Messenger RNA from Polistes dominula (European paper wasp), 859 nucleotides. Its product is annotated as farnesol dehydrogenase-like. NCBI's taxonomy places the organism in Eukaryota, Metazoa, Arthropoda, Insecta, Hymenoptera, Vespidae. The record is from RefSeq and is a predicted model, not a curated record.
AUGGAACGUUGGUCUGGUAAAGUAGCUAUAGUUACUGGUGCAUCCAGUGGAAUUGGAUUAGCAACAGCAAAAGCUCUUGUACAACAUGACGUCGUUGUCAUUGGAUUUGCACGAAGGAAAAAUAAGAUGGAGAGCGAGAUGCAGGAUGUUAUGGGAAAAGAUAAAGGAAAGUUUUAUGCAUACGAGUGUGACCUCUCCAAUCCUGAAAGUGUCGAGAAUGCAUUCGAAUGGGUUAAGAAAAAUUUUGGAGUAGUUCAUAUUCUGGUGAACAAUUCUGGUGUCUUARCAAAAAAGAAACUUAUGGAUUCAUCCAGAUCCGAUUGGAAACAAUUAUUUGAUGUCAAUGUGUUAGGAUUAAUCGAUUGUACGAAACGUGCUGCUAAAAUAAUGUUAGAUGCUGACGUAGAAGGUUGCAUUAUUAACAUCUGCAGUAUUGAAGGUCACGCUGUAAUUGCUUUCCCAGGUGUUACGUUUAAUAUGUAUCCAGCUACUAAAUUUGCUGUUCGUGCUGCUUCUGAAAUCACUGUAAAGGAAUUGUAUGGAACUAAAAUUAGAGUUACGAAUCUCAGUCCAGGAAUUGUUGACACGGAUAUCUUUAAAACCAGUAAUGUUGAGUUCAAAACAGAUGAGGCUCCAAUGCCCCUUUUGAAACCUGAAGAUAUUGCAGAUGGUGUCAUUUAUAUAAUUGGAACUCCUCAACGAGUUCAUAUUGCUGAAUUAACUAUUAGACCAUUGGGAGAACUUAAAUAUGAAUAUCAAUAACAGGAUUAAGUUUAAUAUUUGCUAUGAGUACUAAUAGUCAUAAGAUAACAAAGGUAUAAUUUUUGUAAGGAUUUAAAAUGUGAGUCAAAAGUGUAUU